Linum tenue is the source of this 921-nucleotide messenger RNA. Lineage: Eukaryota; Viridiplantae; Streptophyta; Magnoliopsida; Malpighiales; Linaceae. The record is from the annotation of a GenBank genome assembly.
AUGGAGAACCAGCAGCUACUUCCGGCGUCGGAGUUGUUUUGGGGCAGUCAUCACGAGAUCUGCCGGAUAGAAGGAGUCUGGUACCACGCGCGGCAUGUGGAAAGCAUAGCCGCCUUCAGGUCCGAAUUCGAGCCGAGGAAGGACGACAUUCUCUUGACAUCUUUCGUGAAAACAGGAACAACCUGGCUCAAAGCUCUCUGCUGCAACAUCCUCGACGAAGAAGAUAACGACGUUCUCGCGACGAGGAACCCCCACGAGGUGGUCCCCACGAUCGAGAUUGCUUUCCUCCAGGACCGAGUCCAACACAUGUUGCUCAAUUCCUCUCCGGAGCGCAGCCGACUGCUCCACGCUCACCUCCCCUACAGUCACCUGCCGGAGAAGGUGAGGAGCUCCUCGCCGCCGGGGUGCAAGCUCGUGCACGUGGCCCGGAACCCCAAGGACACGCUGGUGUCGAUGUGGCAUUUCUACAACAAGAACGAGAAGCUCUACACAAAUGGCCCGUUCCCGCUGGAGAGGGCGGUGGAGAUCUUCUGCGGUGGGGUCGUGCCCUGGGGCCCGUUUUACGACAACGUGCUGGGGUACUGGGAGGAGAGCAGGAAGCGGCCCGAGGAGGUGUUGUUUUUCAGGUACGAGGACCUGUGCAGAAACCCAGAAGAGCAAGUGAGAAAGCUGGCUUCGUUUCUUGGCCGGGAAACGAGCAGCAUGGAUGUGGAGAAGGUACUGUGGCGGAGCAGUCUGAACAGGCUCAAGGAGCUGGAAGUUAACAAGGAGUUGAAGGUCAACAAGGAUGAUGCUGUGAAGGAAGGGCAACGUGUUGGCAAUUCCGCAUUUUUUAGGACGGGAAUUGUGGGGGAUUGGAAGAACUAUUUGACUUCCGACAUGGCUCAACGUAUUGAUCAGCUCACACGAUUUAAACUGUAG